This is a messenger RNA of Phacochoerus africanus (Common warthog), 3099 nucleotides long. It is a transcript of the gene GPR21, whose product is annotated as G protein-coupled receptor 21. The transcript has a single exon. Gene Ontology annotation, cellular component: membrane. The record is from RefSeq and is a predicted model, not a curated record. Gene Ontology annotation, biological process: G protein-coupled receptor signaling pathway. The coding region runs from base 351 to 1400 and encodes 349 amino acids. Lineage: Eukaryota; Metazoa; Chordata; Mammalia; Artiodactyla; Suidae. Gene Ontology annotation, molecular function: G protein-coupled receptor activity.
UUCCUCCCUUCUCUUCUGCCCCUACCCCCUACCCUCAUUGGCCUGAAGACAUUGUAACCAGAGUUUGCCUUACUCCCCCGGUGCUAUGUGUAUGGUAAACCUGGUACUAUGGCCGCAUCUGGGACUGGCCAGACAACUGCUGCUGGUUCUCCCUAUUCCAAGGAGGAUUUAAAAGGGAAUUGCACUGCAGGCAAUGCAUCAGAGCAGCAGCAUCGGGAGCUUGGGGACUAAGGCUCCUCGGGCAUUAUUACAGACACACAGAGCUGGCCGCAAUGACAGCAGCUGCUCCAUUGAACUGUUGGCAGCAGCCAGGCGGCAGCAUGAAGUGAGAGAUCACUCCUGAGCUCAAGAUGAACUCUACCUUGGAUGGUAAUCAGAGCAGCCACCCUUUUUGCCUCUUGGCAUUUGGCUAUUUGGAAACUGUCAAUUUUUGCCUUUUGGAAGUAUUGAUUAUUGUCUUUCUAACUGUAUUGAUUAUUUCUGGCAACAUUAUUGUGAUUUUUGUAUUUCACUGUGCACCUUUGUUGAACCACCAUACUACAAGUUAUUUUAUCCAGACUAUGGCGUAUGCUGACCUCUUGGUUGGAAUAAGCUGCCUGAUCCCUUCUUUAUCACUCCUCCACUAUCCCCUUCCAGUGGAGGAGUCCUUGGCUUGCCAGGUAUUUGGUUUUGUAGUAUCAGUUCUGAAGAGUGUCUCCAUGGCCUCUCUGGCUUGUAUCAGCAUCGAUAGAUAUAUUGCCAUCACUAAACCUUUGACCUAUAAUACACUGGUUACACCCUGGAGACUACGCCUGUGCAUUUUCCUGAUUUGGCUAUACUCUACCCUGGUCUUCCUGCCUUCCUUUUUCCACUGGGGCAAACCUGGAUAUCAUGGAGAUGUGUUUCAGUGGUGUGCGGAGUCCUGGUAUACCAGCCCCUACUUCACCCUGUUCAUCGUGAUGAUGUUAUAUGCCCCAGCAGCCCUCAUUGUAUGCUUCACCUAUUUCAACAUCUUCCGCAUCUGCCAACAGCACACAAAGGAAAUCAGCGAAAGGCAAGCCCGCUUCAGCAGCCAGAGUGGGGAGACUGGGGAGGUUCAGGCCUGUCCUGAUAAGCGCUAUGCCAUGGUCCUGUUCCGAAUCACUAGUGUAUUUUACAUCCUCUGGUUGCCAUACAUCAUCUACUUCUUAUUGGAGAGCUCCACUGGCCACAGCAACCGCUUCGCAUCCUUCUUGACCACCUGGCUUGCUAUUAGUAACAGUUUCUGCAACUGUGUCAUUUAUAGUCUUUCCAACAGCGUCUUCCAAAGGGGACUAAAGCGCCUCUCCGGGGCCAUGUGUGCUUCUUGUGCAAGUCAGAUGAUAGCUAAGGACCCUUACACAGUUAGGAGCAAAGGCCCCCUUAAUGGAUGCCAUGUCUGAAGUGGUUCAGAUACUGGGUCACCAUGUGUCUUGUGUGUGUGUGUGUGUGUCCUUCUUAUCUCUUUGUAUUCUGGUUCACUGGGAAAUGUGGAACAAAAUAAUUUGACUCUAAGCAUUAGCAAACAAAUGAUCCAUCCAAAAUACCUUGGAUUUUGCAGAAAUGAUUUUUUUAAUGCUUUUUAAUUCAGGACCAUGAAGAUAAAUUUAUCUUGGUUCCAGUUUUUAGAAUGUCAUGGAAAUGACUGUAUUUCUUAGACUUAAAAUGAAUAAAGCCAUAUCUAACACCUCUCUCCAGCUGGCAUGACUGAACCUGGGUGUGAAAAGCGUCAGCAUUUUUAAAAGUCAUCGUUUUCUUGUCGCUUUUCUGGGUUCUUUCCAGCUGUUUGGGCUUCAUGUAUAAUUUAUUUCUUUUAACAGGGAAGAUUAAAAUACAGUGAUGAAUUAAUAGCAUUUAAAAUUUUUUUUAAUGUAUGUCAAAGUAUUGCUACACUGAAGGUUUCACACUGUCAUUCAGAAAGCCAAAUGUUUUAUGUCUUACUCUCUGGAGAGAACGCUCAAUACAGUGAGUAACGUAAAAACUUAAACAUUGAUUUAAAAUUUUUGCAUUGAACCAUGAAGCAGAAGGGCAGUCAAAUUAUAGUUUAUUAAAAACUAAGCUGUUUUUUGUGCCAUGCUUCACUGAGAUCUAAAGAAGUGUGUGUAUUGAAAGUGAUUGUGUUGUAUUUUUGCCCAUGCCUUUUGUGUAUGUGUGUUUUGAGAAUAUUUGAAUUGAAUUAGAUUUCUCUUUUAGAGCAAAAAAAGUGUUUUAAUAAGCUGAAAAAAUAAUUAAAUGAUAGGCUGACUGUCAUUUGUAUAAUGAUGAAAAUAUAUUAAAAUGUGUCUUUAGUCUUCUGUGCUCUUUUUAGCCAGAGACUGUUAAACAUUAAGGUAUCAGGAAGAAAGUUGUCCUAAGCAAUGAACUCAGAAAAUAUAUUGUACAUUUAGCUAGUUCAUUUUUAAAACAGAAGGGGGUUGAUUGAGAUGUUCUCUUUGUGGUUAAAUGGAAUCAACUAAUAUAAAGUAACAACCAAUUCUUUUUAAAAGCAUUCUUUUAGCUAGUGUUAAGAAAUCCAUAUAUGAAUGAGAGAAGGAGAGAUUCUGAUUAAGUCUCUUUUGUUUGUUCUGGGAAAAAAAAAAUCCUUGGCAUACAAUUCCUUUCCUAAAUAGGCUUUUUGUUUUGUUUUGUUUUUUGUAAGCCAAAGUACUAGCAAAGUCUGUGGAAUUAUUGAGAGCACUAUGUAUUUGUAUGUAGUAGUGAUGUUUUGUUCCCAAAAGUGAUUAUAUUUAGGGCAAGAGGUUUAUUUUUCUAAAAGGAGAGGAUUUCCCAGCAGCUCUAGGCAUGAGAGUAUUUUCUCUACUUUUCUACUGGUUUUAAUGUUUUACAGGACUUUAGGGGACUUAUGUGAUCUCUGCCUCUGGCUAAAUGUUAAUCUGAAUGUGACAGUGGUGUUCAGUGAGAUGGAAGAUGGAAGAAAACCAAGGGAAAUGGGUUAAAGUGGAUUUUUGAGUCCAAGAAAGGACAUGGAUAUUUAUAAAACAGGCAGAUAUGCUUUGGUUUUCCAUCAUGAUAUGAGAAAACUUCCUACCCUCUUUUAAAAUAAAGGACAGCAUUCUUAGGAUUUUAGGUUUUAGAUAUUGAUUUGAUUUUUAACUUUAAAUG